AUGACAAUAACUUCCAAAAAAAUUAGCCUUCAGCCAAAUCAGCUUAAAUUGGCUUAUAUAACCGAAAUGAUCCAUGUCGCUAGUUUGAUACACGAUGACGUUGUCGAUAACUCUUCAAUUCGUAGAAAUUGUCCAUCUCUAAGGGCUUAUUACGGUGAAUCGACAGCAGUCUUUGCUGGACGCUUUGUAAUCGCUCAAGCGUUAGUUGAGGUGGCUUCUUUGAAGAAUAUAGUGGUCACUAAAUUGUUAAGUCAAGUGACUGAAGAUCUGGUUUCGGGAGAAUUAAUGCAACUAGGAGUGAAAAAGACGUCUGAAGAAAGCUUAACUCAUUAUCUUGACAAGUCGUACAAAAAAACAGCCAGCUUAAUGGCACAAUGUUGCAAAGCGUCUAGUAUUCUAAAUGCCUCUGAUUUCUUCGAAAGACAUGAAGUGUGCUUCCAAAUCGGUAAAAACAUUGGAUUAGCUUUUCAAUUAGCCGAUGACAUCGUUGAUUUUGUCGGUGCAGCUUCUAAGUCGGAUAAACCGACAAACGCAGAUCUUGCCUCUGGUCUCGCUACUGCGCCUGUUUUUUUCGCAGCGUUCGAACGCAAUGACCUCAAUUUUCUUAUUAUGCGCCAGUUUGGCGAAAAAGGCGACGUUAAAUUAGCCAGAGACUUGACAUUAGAUUCGUCUGGCGUGCAAGAGACUGAAGUAAUGAUUCAUAAUCAUAUCGAAUCUGCACAGCAAUUGACUCAAAAAUAUUUUGGCGACGACCCACCUCUGAGCCUCAAACAGGGGGCUAUUCUCAUAGGCGAAUGA
Symsagittifera roscoffensis is the source of this 798-nucleotide messenger RNA. Its product is annotated as all trans-polyprenyl-diphosphate synthase PDSS1-like. Gene Ontology annotation, biological process: isoprenoid biosynthetic process; ubiquinone biosynthetic process. Gene Ontology annotation, molecular function: prenyltransferase activity. NCBI's taxonomy places the organism in Eukaryota, Metazoa, Xenacoelomorpha, Acoela, Convolutidae. Gene Ontology annotation, cellular component: transferase complex; mitochondrion. The record is from RefSeq and is a predicted model, not a curated record.